AUGACGACGACCACAGAACCGACACAAUUCCCCCUCCCGCCCCUCCUAACACACCCCUCCUCCUCGGGCCCCGCGACCCUCGUGACCCAGGGCGCCGAGGCCCGCCUCUACAAGACGACCUUCCUGACCGCCGACCGCCCCGCCGCCCUCAAGUACCGGCCCCCGAAGCCCUACCGCCACCCGACCCUCGACGCCCGCCUCACCCGCGCCCGCAUCCUCGCCGAGGCCCGCGUCCUCGCGAAGUGCCGCCGCGACGGCUGCCCCGUCCCCGCCCUCUACGGCCUCGACGAGGCCGCCGGCUGGAUCAUGCUCGAGUGGAUCCCCGGCGCCCCCGUCCGCGUGCGCGUCAACGAGUGGCUCGACGGCGUGGUCGCCGUGCCGGAGGGGCAGGGGCUGGCCGAGAUCCCCGAGACGUCGGAGGCGGGGGAUAAAGAGGUCGUGAUGGCGGGAACGGAGGGCGCGCGAGUGGCAGAACAACAAGAAGCAGAAGACAAAGUCGUCGGACGGAGGAGGGACGCCACGGAACUGAAGAACCUGAUGCGCAGGAUGGGCGCCGCGGUGGGCAAGAUGCACAAGAUCGGGAUCGUGCACGGGGACCUGACGACGUCGAACAUGAUGCUCCGCCCGCCUCGGCCGUCUGCGUCCGCGUCGAACGGGACCUCGGUUCUGGAGGGGGAGGUAUACAUCAUCGACUUCGGGCUGGCGAGCCAGAGCACCUCGGACGAGGACCGCGCGGUCGAUCUCUACGUUCUAGAGCGCGCCUUCGGUAGCACGCACCCGCGUGCCGAGGAGUUCUUCCAGGAUGUGCUGGACGCAUACCGCGAUUCCUAUAAGCAGGCACCCGUGGCGUUGAAGAAGCUGGAGGACGUGAGGAUGAGGGGCCGGAAGAGGAGCAUGAUCGGCUGA
Colletotrichum karsti is the source of this 906-nucleotide messenger RNA. RefSeq lists its product as uncharacterized. Gene Ontology annotation, cellular component: nucleus; cytosol; EKC/KEOPS complex. Gene Ontology annotation, biological process: protein phosphorylation. The record is from RefSeq and is a predicted model, not a curated record. Lineage: Eukaryota; Fungi; Ascomycota; Sordariomycetes; Glomerellales; Glomerellaceae. Gene Ontology annotation, molecular function: protein serine/threonine kinase activity; ATP binding. The transcript has a single exon. The coding region runs from base 1 to 906 and encodes 301 amino acids.